AGCACAGUCCGGAAGUGUCGCUCAGGUCAGUGCUAAAAAAAACUUCCGCCUUAAGUUGUAAAGAAAACAGUCCGCUAAAGGCUCCGCAGCGCAACUAGCCUUUCGGAGGAGCCAGAGCAAAGGCGCAUCGGUGUGGAGACGGGUGCUCCUCUGUCCGUGGGUGUCCGUGGGAGAUCCGUGGGUGUGUGAGUGGGUGAGUGUAUGUGUGUGUGAGUGAGAGAGCCGCUGCACUUUCCUCUGGACCUUUUCUACACGGACUGCUUCUCUGCUGACGAUGACAAUGGAGGAGAUGAAGAAUGAAGCGGAGACUAACUCCAUGGUAUCCAUGACACUGUAUGCUGUGAUGUACCCAGUCUUUAACGAGCUGGAGAGGAUUAACCUGUCAGCAGCACAGACACUCAGAGCAGCCUUCAUAAAGGCCGAGAGGGAAAACCCCGGUCUGACUCAGGACAUUAUAAUGAAGAUCCUGGAAAAAAAGAAUGUGCAAAUUAACUUCACGGAGUCUCUACUGCGCAUGGCAGCGGACGAUGUGGAAGAGUUCAUGAUCGAGCGGCCGGAGCAGGAGUUUCAGGACCUGAACGAGAAGGCCCGCGCUCUCAAACACAUCCUCAGCAAAAUCCCCGACGAGAUCAACGACAGAGUACGCUUCCUACAGACCAUCAAAGACAUUGCCAGCGCCAUAAAAGAGUUACUGGACACAGUCAACAACGUCAUUAAGAAAUACCAGUACCAGAAUCGCAGAGCCCUUGAGCACCAGAAAAAAGAGUUUGUCAAGUACUCCAAAAGUUUCAGUGACACCCUCAAAACAUACUUCAAAGACGGAAAGGCGAUAAACGUUUUCAUCAGCGCGAACCGGCUCAUCCACCAAACCAACCUCAUACUGCAGACCUUCAAAACUGUUGCCUAGCCCCGAGAGCAGCCCGCCCACCCCGGGUCCUCCGCCGGGUCCCCUGCGCGGUGGGGCGAGCCUGGAGAGAGCAAGAGAGAGAGAGAGAGAGAAAGAAAGAGAAAGAGAGAGAGAGAGCGCGCCUGACCCGUAUAUGUACAUUAGAAAGAGUUGUUUUUAGGGUUGGGGUGGAGUCGAGAUUGUAGAUCGCAGUUCACGAGACUGAAAAGUGCCAUUUGUUAUUUCAAUGAGGAUUUUCCAGUCUUGAAACGGAACUGAACAGGCCCAAAGUCUGGUUAAUUGAUUUUAUUUGGACAGUUUUAAUUUAUAAUCUGGUUGGGAGUAGGUGAAGCGAGGUGUUUAUUAAAGACUAAUUGCCAUUUUUUUCUAAUAUAUUCAUGUUGAUCAUUUUACCUUUAGCUUCGAUCAUGGUUUCACACCUUAUGUUGACAAGAGGUGCAUUGUAUCAGUUUUGUUUUUUUUUUCUUGCCGCCUCUUGCUCGCUUACUUUGGCGCACCACAGGAAUCAUUGGAAAAACACACCUCCGAAAUGCUGAGAUAUUCCCACGGCUGUGAAGAGCACGCACAGACGGACUUUUUUGACCAAGCUCUCAUUCUUCUCUCUUUGUUUAUCAAAAGACACAAAAGCCAAAUGACUUCCAGCACCCACGGCGUGCGCCUUACCAAGUCCUGUAACAUUCCCUCCUCAGAGUGUGAUGAAGUGAAGCCAGUCCCUGCAGAGGGCGCUGUAGGGAGGUAGAGACAGUCCAACCUUCUGUAUUUAACUGUUACCUGGUUGCAAAUGUUCAAUAAAUAGUUUCCAAAAA
Molecule: messenger RNA, 1713 nt
Organism: Periophthalmus magnuspinnatus
Lineage: Eukaryota; Metazoa; Chordata; Actinopteri; Gobiiformes; Gobiidae
Product: programmed cell death protein 10
Exons: 8
Coding region: 275-907 (210 amino acids)
Biological process (GO): positive regulation of MAP kinase activity; regulation of Golgi organization
Cellular component (GO): Golgi apparatus; FAR/SIP/STRIPAK complex
Molecular function (GO): protein kinase binding
Source: RefSeq, a predicted model, not a curated record